AGCGCUCGCGGACGACGCCUGCGCAGUGGUCGCCGCCGGCGGGCUGGCUGACGCUGGCGGCUUGAGGGAGUUCCUGCCGGUGGCUGUCACCGCCCCGUUUCUCUCCCGAUGGUGCGCUCCUAAGGCCGGCUGCCUGCGGGCGUCGCCCCGUGAUGGAGCACAUCCGGACGACCAAGGUUGAACAAGUGAAGUUACUUGACCGCUUUAGUACCAACAACAAGUCACUGACGGGAACCCUGUAUCUUACAGCCACACAUCUGCUAUUUAUUGACACUCAACAAAAAGAAACCUGGAUACUACACCACCAUAUUGCCUCUGUGGAGAAGCUUGCCCUGACCACUUCUGGAUGUCCGCUCGUGAUUCAGUGCAAGAACUUCAGGAUUGUGCAUUUCAUUGUUCCCAGGGAAAGAGACUGCCAUGAUAUUUACAACUCUCUGCUGCAACUGUCAAAACAAGGAAAAUAUGAAGAUCUCUAUGCAUUUUCUUAUAACCCCAAACAAAAUGAUUCCGAACGACUGAAGGGCUGGCAGGUCAUUGACCUUGCCAAGGAAUAUGCGAGGAUGGGAGUGCCUAAUGAAAAAUGGAAACUGUCUGAUGCCAAUCGAGAGUACAAGGUCUGUGAGACUUACCCAAGAGAGCUAUACGUUCCAAAGUCAGCCAUCCUGCCAAUGAUCAUGGGUAGCUCCAACUUCCGGAGCAAGGGCAGACUUCCAGUCCUGUCCUACUGCCGGCAGGGCACCGAGGCUGCCAUUUGUCGAUGUAGUCAGCCAUUGUCAGGCUUCAGUGCCAGGUGCCUGGAGGAUGAGAAAUUACUUAAAGCCAUUAGUACAGCCAACUCAGGAAACCACUACAUGUAUGUUGUGGAUACCAGGCCCAAGCAUCGCAUGCAGAGCUGGUGGGAUACACAAAAGGACAUUGGCAGAAUUAUAGUGAGGAUUUCUUCAAAAAUCUGGAAUGAUGAGAAAAUAAGAGAAAGCGAUGAGAAAAAGCGACUGAAUGCAAUGGCUAACAGAGCAGCCGGGAAAGGUUAUGAAAACGAAGACAACUAUUCUAAUAUUAGAUUUCAGUUUGUUGGAAUAGAAAAUAUUCAUGUCAUGAGAUCCAGCCUUCAGAAAUUACUGGAAGUGAAUGGCAACAAGGGUCUUUCUGUCAAUGAUUUCUACUCUGGUUUGGAGAGCUCAGGAUGGCUUCGCCAUAUCAAGGCUGUUUUGGACGCUGCAAUCUUCUUAGCCAAGGCAAUAGUGGUUGAAAAUGCAAGUGUGCUGGUCCACUGUUCAGAUGGGUGGGAUAGGACUUCCCAAGUUUGUUCCCUCGGCUCGCUCUUGUUGGAUUCCUACUACAGGACACUGAAAGGAUUCAUGGUUUUAAUAGAAAAAGAUUGGAUAUCAUUUGGGCAUAAAUUUUCAGAGAGGUGUGGCCAUUUGGACGGUGACCCAAAGGAAGUCUCACCGGUGUUUACUCAGUUCUUGGAGUGUGUGUGGCAUCUGACUGAGCAGUUCCCACAAGCCUUUGAGUUCAACGAAGCGUUUCUUCUUCAGAUCCAUGAGCAUGUUCAUUCAUGCCAGUUUGGGAACUUCCUUGGGAACUGUCAGAAGGAAAGAGAGGAACUCAAGUUGAAGGAGAAGACUUACUCCCUGUGGCCUUUUCUUUUGGAUGACAAACAGAAGUACUUAAAUCCUCUCUACAAUUCCAAAUCUGAGAGCUUGACAGUCUUGGAGCCAAAUACAGUUUCUUUCAAUUUUAAGUUUUGGAGAAACAUGUACCACCAGUUUGAUCGGACACUCCAUCCUCGACAGUCUGUAUUGAACAUAAUUAUGAAUAUGAAUGAGCAAAACAAGCAGUUAGAGGAAGACAUUAAAGACCUAGAGUCUAAAAUUACACAAUGCAAAAAUGGCAUCCUAACGAAGGACUUGCUGCAUCCGCACCCUGAAUCACCUGCCCUCAAAACCUCCCUGUGUCUGAAAGAGCAGAGUCUGCUUCCGGUGAAUGACACACUUCGGGCUAUAGAGGGCAGCAACCCAGCAGAUAAUCGGUACUGUGACUUCCCUGAGGAGUUUUCUAAGUCGGAGCCUGCGGUGGUCAGCUUGGAGUAUGGUGUGGCAAGAAUGACUUGUUAGAUUCCUUCAAGUGUCUCCUGGACUGACUGUAGUGUAAGAAAUAUGUACUCGUGAGAAUGGUUUGUACACGUGGGCAGGGGGAUUUAUUCAGUGAUUUGGGGCUUAACAGCAGGUGAACAGUUGAAGAAAGGAUCAUAACUGCUCUUGAGAGGAAUAUGUCGGCUAAGUGCUGCUUGUAGUAAGAGCGAUACUUAUCUCUGUAGGAAGUGAGUGGUGUUGGGUGCAUGUACUGGGAAUGACUUGCACAAUACACCAGUGAGGUGACAGUCUGUUGAUCAGAUGUUAGUUACAGCCGAGCUCAAUUCGCUUUCUUUAAGUGUAAUUUAACUCUGAGAGGACAGACCUAAUAAUGCGAACCCUUAAUGACUGACAUGGCAUGUGCGUCAGGAGACGUGUGACUGUUUGUGGAUUUUGCCAUUUAGUGAUGUUUUAACAUUGAAGUGCCAUGAGAAGUACUUCUGAAAUGGCCUUAAAGUAAAUUCUCAGUUUAUUCUUUAGGUUUUACAGCCAAGGGCAUGAUGUCUAAUUUCUCCUUUAUUCAGCCUUACUUUAUGAAAAGAACUGCACUCUCAUUACUUGAGGGUUGUACGCUGCAGUGCUCCUGCAUAGAAAGCUGUAGACUCCAGUAAAUCGUAAUUGGCCAACCCCAACCGUAUUCAAAGUUAGCACCUCUGAGGCUUUGUUCUGGUUGUCAUUUGUUUCAAGCUGCAGCUGACAGUUCAUUAUUUGCAGCUUAGAGGACUGAUUUCUUAGACAAGUAUAAGCACAUUUGGCAUUUACUUUGGGAUUACUGUAUUCUGUUAGCUCUUGCUUCGUGCUUUACUCCUUUGAGAACUGUCCACUUAAAGUGGCGAGGCUCUAGAGCGUUCUGAGUGCUAACUACAUGUAACUGCCUGAUUUCCUAGAACAUUUCUCUUUCGUGUCCCUACCUACACACUUUGAGGUAAAGCGAAAAGGGGCAUAUGGAGAGUGGAGAUUUUGCUUGGUUAUGUGAUUUUUGAAAGCAAUCAUUUUUAUGUGAAAUAUAUUUCUUUUCUCUUAAAUAUAGAAGGGACAGGAAGGGAGCACACUGAGGGGAGCUGGUUAAUGUCCAACAAAAGCAGCUUGAACUCUGAAAAGGAUUUUGUUUGCUUUGUUAUGGUCAUUGUUUAUUCUGUGCACUAGGAUAUACAUAUCUUUUCCAAAAACCACUUUCUAUUGACAGUAUUACCAGCUGGCUUUUAAACAAAUGACACGAGGUACAGUUCAAGGGCACUAAGAAAUCUGCAUAACUUAUUUUACAUAUCUCCUGAUUGCACCUAUAUCUGUAAUAUUUCUUAUAUUAGUUUUGAAAAAGAAGAAAGCUUUAUUGUAUGUGAUUUUUAUCUAGUUCUGUUUAUUUUUCCAGUUCACUUCCAUAAGACCUUAUGUAAUAAAAACACUGCAUUUUAAAAAGUAACAGAAAUGUACUAUAAAACUAUAGCAUAUAAUUAAUGGUGUUUAGACAUUGAGAAAGGAAACUUAAUCUCUGUGGCCACAACAGGAAGCUUUUGUGCCUUGGUUCCAUCAGGUUGUGGUUUUUGACUCUUCUAUGGCAGACUUCGUAUAGUCAUCAUUUUGGUUCAUUAUGCUAAUCUUCAACUUCACAUGUACAUAUGUGUUUACAUGCUCACACAUAGAUAACAUCCUGGGUAACAUACAGGACAUAUGUUGACAAAAGUCUGUGUAAAUGUCUUAUAAAAUUGGAUUUAUGUUCAUUGUGUUUUGGGAUGUAUAGCAUGUAAAUUAUUUCAUGUAUUAUUUAAAGGCAAUUAAAUGUUCAUGUUUUA
Messenger RNA from Mesocricetus auratus (golden hamster), 3925 nucleotides. RefSeq names its product myotubularin related protein 6 (gene Mtmr6). Gene Ontology annotation, biological process: dephosphorylation. The coding region runs from base 153 to 2117 and encodes 654 amino acids. Lineage: Eukaryota; Metazoa; Chordata; Mammalia; Rodentia; Cricetidae. Gene Ontology annotation, cellular component: nuclear envelope. Gene Ontology annotation, molecular function: phosphatidylinositol-3,5-bisphosphate phosphatase activity. The record is from RefSeq and is a predicted model, not a curated record. The transcript is spliced from 15 exons.